AUGGUCUCUAUUGCCGAAGCGGACAGAAAUGUGUUAAAGUUUCUGUGGGUAGACGACAUUUCCGAGGAGAAACCAGAAAUCAUCGUUCUUCGCUUUACCAGUGUCGUUUUUGGAGUUUCGUCAAGCCCAUUUUUACUCAAUGCAACCAUUGCACACCACAUCGGACAGUAUGAAACAGUUGAUCCCACAUUUGUAGAAAGGUUUUUAAAAAACAUCUACGUACUUGAUGACCUUAGCACUGGAGGAGCGAGAGUGAGUGAUACCUAUGAUUUUUACGCGAAAUCUAAGUUGAGAUUGGCUGAAGGAGGGCUUAACCUGAGAACGUUCAUGUCAAAUUCUAAAGAAUUAAUGAAUAAAAUCGAUGCAAAUAAAUCCCGAUUGCAGAUAACUACUGAUUCUACGAAUAACUCGAAUGAUACAGCUUCAGUUAUGAAUACGUCAAGUGAUCAAGCUUCAGCCAACAAACUCGUAAACGCAGAAGGUCCAAUGAAUGCUGUCGGUCUAGAAGGUGAAUCGUACACAAAAACCAAAUUAGGAAGUGGCAAGCCAAGCAUUAACCAAGGAGAGCAGAAAGGUUUGCGAUGGAACACCGCGACAGACUGUUUCCUUUUCGACCUAAACAGCCUUGUAGAAAAUGCAAAGAAUUGCGAACCAACGAAACCGAACGUUGUUAGUGUGGUAUCAAGUAUAUACGACCCUGUUGGAUUCCUGUCGCCAAUAACAAUUCGACUUAAAAUCCUGCUACAAGAGCUGCAUGAAAGAAAAAUAAAUCAGUUGGGACGAACCACUAGACGUCACGUCAAAGUCAGCAUGGUUCAAAUUAGUUGGGAAACUCGAGAAGGUCGAACAGAUGGUGUUCCCUAG
This is a messenger RNA of Paramuricea clavata, 864 nucleotides long. NCBI's taxonomy places the organism in Eukaryota, Metazoa, Cnidaria, Anthozoa, Malacalcyonacea, Plexauridae. The record is from the annotation of a GenBank genome assembly.